AUGCAUAGUCGUGAUGCCAGGCGAAAUCAGGGCAGGCUGGAGCGCGCGGCUGGUCAGGAGAGUGGGGGUGACCUUUAUGGCAAGCGUGUAGUCCCAGAAAAUGCAACGGGUGGAGUGGCUUUAGGUCCUGCAUCGGCAGCAAGUGCCGCUGUGGAGAGAGCUGCUGCCCUUGGUGGGCCGCGUAUGCUGCGCUGCGAUCUGUGCCAGGCCAAUUUCAGUGGAGAUGCGCUGUACCAGCAGCACUUGAACGGCCCAACACACAAGAAGGCUCUUGCCAAGGAGGAAGCCAGGCGAUUGCGGGACCUGCAGAUGGGGGCAAGCCGUGGCGCUGCUGAGGCUGCUCUGGCUGCAGCAGCAUGGGCAAAUGAUGGCAGUCUGAGUGGGCGGGCAGGGGCCAGAACGCUGCCCACGCGACCGCCCCCGGCCGAACCGGCGUCCUUUGAUGACCCCUCGCCUUCUGGCCUGCCGCAGCAACAGGGCCACAGCAUGGGCUAUCACCAUGCUGGAUCCACAGGCGUGCCUGGCCGGCUGCCACAACCAGCGCCAGCACGAGGGGCGGGAAGAGGAAUGACAGGGCGCGGAAGGGGCGGAAGGGGAAGGGGGGAGGAUGCAGCUGCGGCAGCUGCAGCAGAAGCAGCCGCACGAGCAGCCCAGGUGUCCCAUGCAGAGCUGGUAGCACGAGCUCGCAAGGAUGACGUGCCCCUCAGCAUCGGUGGGUGGGUGCCUCCUUCUAUCGGCUUGAAACCAGUGGAGGACGAAGAAGAUGCCAGCGCGCAUGAGCGCUCGCAUGAAACCAUAGCAACUGCAGAUGUCGCAGCUGCACAUGCCUCAGCCGAGUCUGCAGAAUACAGACUUGGUGGUUUGGUGGAGUAUAGUGGGGAUAACAGUCAAGAGGAGGGCAGCAGCGAAUCUGAUGAUGAAGAUGUCCCUCGUCCCAAGAUUGUGUCAUUCUUCUAG
Coccomyxa subellipsoidea C-169 is the source of this 957-nucleotide messenger RNA. RefSeq lists its product as hypothetical. Lineage: Eukaryota; Viridiplantae; Chlorophyta; Trebouxiophyceae; Coccomyxaceae. The record is from RefSeq and is a predicted model, not a curated record. Bases 1 to 957 code for a protein of 318 amino acids. The transcript is spliced from 7 exons.